AUGGGGGCGCCCAGCCUCCUGGCGCUAAUACCACUACUGUUGGUCCUGGCGGUAUACCGCUUCACGCAUGGUGCCACGGGUUCAACGGAAAGCGUACCUGUCACCGCUUAUUAUGUCGGCGGAAGCACAGGCGUGACAAUUAAUGCGUCUCAGCCGUACGAGGGCUGGGGUGGUGUGUCGCUGAUGGAGCUGGAGGCCGCCGCGAAAGCCGCCGCUAAUGCCGCUGCGGAGGCCGAGCCCACGUCAGCGACGAGCUCGUCUGAGGCUGGCGAACGCGUUUCAGAGAAAGCAGAUGCCGAGGGCGGGUUGCGCCGGAGCCUUGCUGGCAGCUCCGCGCUAAGCCCACUCGCGUCCGCGUGGCACAGCCUCCUGAUCGCGCAGUACAUGAGUCGUACCACGGCGUGCGGCGCAACGCUAACGCGCGCGUGCCGCGCGCUGCAGAUGGCGGACAGCCUCGUGAAAUCGGGGAAGCCGGGGGAAGCCGUUGCGCAGACCAAGCUGGCGGGGUCCCUCGCACAAGCAUGCGCGGGAAAGGUCCCUGCCAGCGCGGCGGAGCAAAUACGUCUCGCCCUGCCGCAGAUCAGCCUCGGGCAAAACGCUCUUUUGGCUGGCAGGUCAAAGUCCGUGCGCCCGUCAAGUACGAGCGGGAGGCAGAAGAGCUCGUCCGGGAGUAAAUCGAGUUCGUCUGAGAAGAGAACGACGUCGACAGGGAGGAAGAAGGGAGGGCACAAGUGGAAGGAUAACCCUGCGACGAAGGACCGCAAAAAAGGGGGCCAUAAGUCUAAGAAUGUCCCAGCCACGAGUAAUCGCGUGAAGGGGGGGCACAAAUACAAGCGGGGCGCCAGGAGACGUAGUUCGCGAAAGACGGGGGGUUCUUCGAAGGCGCCUGCGAAGAAAAAUGGCUCGAAGGCUCCUGCGAAGAAAAGUGAUUCGAAGGCGCCUGCGAAGAAAAAUGACGAAAUCGGCUGGUUGGGACACAACGACGUUGCGCAGGGGGUAAUGCAGUGGCUGCCGUAUGGUAACCCGAUCGACGACUGCUGGAUGGGUCCCAACUGGCAGGCCACUCCGACGAAAUUGGCGAGCUGCGUUGAGGGUUACGCGACGGGUACCACUGGCGGCGCGAAAGGGCGCAUUUACCACGUGACGUCGAAUCAGGACGAUCGGAUCAACCCCAAGCCCGGGACUCUGCGAUACGGCGCGACCCGGGCCGAGCCGCUGUGGAUUGUAUUCGAUAACGAUUUCGACUUUAGCGGGUUGGAUGCGGAGAUCAUCGUGUAUAACGACAAGACGGUGGACGCUCGUGGGCGAAAAGUGACGAUGGGUAACGGCCCGUGCAUGGCCAUCGAGUUUUCGCACAACGUCAUCGUGCACGGCAUGGCGUUCAAGAACUGCAAGAACCGCGUCGGUGCUACUUCGCUGACCACGGGCCCUGACAAUACAGUAAGCGGGCGGAACUACCUUAACGGGUAUGGGCUGUACAUCUACGCAUCGCACCACGUGUGGGUGGACCACUGCUCGUUCGACUACGCGGAUGACACCCACAUUGAUAUUGUCGCGGCCAGCACUGCCAUCACCGUUUCCAACUGCUACUUUACAAAUCAGGAUAAGGUAAUAUUGAUGGGGCAUGACGAUGCGUACAGUGCUGACCGUGCCAUGCGUGUAACCGUCAUGCUGAACAAGUUCGGUCCGAACCUGUUGGAGCGCCUGCCUCGGGGCAGGUUUGGGCAGUUCCACGUGGUGAACAACUACUACCCGAACGGGUGGGGCAUCUAUGCCAUUGGAGGGAGCGCUGACCCGACGUUUCUGAGCGAGGGCAACUAUUUUGUGGCCAAUGACAAGCCGUUCCUCAAGGAGGUGACAAAGCACAACAUAGCAGCAGGGCAGUCCACGUACAUGAGCUGGGACUGGCAGUCUGUAGGUGACCACUUUGAGAACGGGGCCUUCUUCACCAAGAGUGGGUCGCCGGGCUAUAAACCUUCGUACUCCUACAAAGCACUUAGUGCUCUAGAGGUGCCACGUGCAACCAAUCGUGCUGGCCCUAUUGGACAAUAG
Messenger RNA from Closterium sp. NIES-65, 2052 nucleotides. NCBI's taxonomy places the organism in Eukaryota, Viridiplantae, Streptophyta, Zygnematophyceae, Desmidiales, Closteriaceae. The record is from the annotation of a GenBank genome assembly.